CUUGAUUUUCGUGGCCCACGGCAAGUGCCCACGCUGCCCUCGGCCGGCCGCGUGCGCCGGCUCCCGAGGGCGCGGGGCUGCGAGGGUGCUGCCAGGCCUGGAGGCGUCCGAGCCACGCCCUGCAGUCACCGAGGAGGCCCGACACCGGGAGGGGCCCUUGGCUCAGCGUCCGGCUGUGGGGAGCCUUCGGCGGUUCUGAUCGGCCCGCAGGAAGGCUCCGGAAGAGAUCGUGGCUGUCCCCUGUGGGGUUCAUGGGCAACGGCAGGGGCUCCCCGGAGCGGCCGGGCCCGCCAUGCUGCAGUGCAGGCCGGCCCAGGAGUUCAGCUUCGGCCCGCGGGCCCUGAAGGAGGCGCUGGUGUCCAGCGACCCCACCCUGCGGCGUCUCUACGCGUCUGCCUUCACCCCUGCGGAGAGGCUGUUCCUGGCCGAGGCCUACAACCCCCAGAGGACCCUCUUCUGCACGCUGCUCAUCCACACGGCCUUCGACUGGCUCCUCAGCCGUCCCGAGGCCCCCGAGGACUUCCAGACCUUCCACGCCUCCCUGCCGCCCCGGAGGCAGAGCCCUGCCCGGAAGCACAUCUACCUGCAGCCCAUCGAUCUGAGCGAGGGCCCGGCGGGUGGCGCUCUGCUGGAGUACCUGCGCGACUGCACGGAGGCCUUCUUCCUGGGCUUGCAGGUCCGGUGCCUGCCCUCGGUGGCGGCCGCGUCCAUACACUGCUCCUCACGUCCCAGCCAGGACUCCGACAGGCUCCAGCUCCACACGGACGGGAUCCUGUCUUUCCUGAAGAGCAGCAAGCCGGGCGACGCGCUGUGCGUGCUGGGCCUCACGCUGUCUGACCUGUACCCCUGCGAGGCCUGGAGCUUCACGUUCGGCAAGUUCCUGCCAGGGCACGAAGUGGGCGUUUGCAGCUUUGCCCGUUUCUCGGGGGAGCUCCUGCAGCCGGGGCCUGGCGCCUCGGAGGCAGCCCCGGUCCAGGCGGCAGCCGACGGCCCUGAGACACCAGUGCAGGACCCAGGCCAGACACUGUGCUUCAGCGCCCUGGGGCUGGCCCAGUGCUGCAAGGUCACCUGCCACGAGCUCUGUCACCUGCUGGGCCUGGGGAGCUGCCGCUGGCUGGGCUGCAUCAUGCAGGGGGCGCUCAGCCUGGAGGAGGCCCUGCGGCGGCCCCUGGACCUCUGUCCCAUAUGUCUGCGGAAGCUGCAGCACGUCCUGGGCUUCAAGCUCAUCGACAGGUACAAGAGACUUUACGCCUGGACUCGAGCCGGGUCGCGGCCCGACGCGGAUGCAGGGGCGCCGUCCGCCUCGGACGAGACUCCGCCCUGCAGCGCCGACUCGGGCCUGAGCUGCGACAGCGGGUCGGAGCCCCUGACCCCCGACACGUGGAGCCACACCUUCUCCGCGGGCCCCGAGCCGGAGCCCGAGGAGGGGCUGGGCUCCCCGGCCGCCCCGGACAGCCCGCCUGGGUGCGGCCCCGCCGUGGACGCCAUCAGGGAGCACGGACGGUGGCUGGAGCGCUGCAUCCGGGCCCUGGAGCGGGAGGUGACGGAGGAGGAGCUGGCGCAGGUGGACGGCGCCGUGGAGGCCCUGGCGGGGUGGGAGAUGUUCACGGGGCGGCUCCCGGCCCCCAGGCAGGGCCCGCCCUGCGGCCGAGACGGCUCGGGGCUGCGCCGGGUCCUGGGCGACACGUUCUCCUCCCUGAGGAGGAAGCUGAGCGCGCGCAAGCUGUCCAAGGCGGGCUCGUCCCCCGGCCGCUGGCGGGAGGAGGGGAAUUAGACGGGGGCCCACCGCCCGGUGCUGUCGCCCGGAGGGGAACAUCGCGUGGGGCCCUGCGUCCUGGCCCCUCACCCCGACCCCUGCGGAGGGUCCUGGGGCCCAGCCUGGAUGGCGGCUUCCUGGGCCU
Messenger RNA from Prionailurus viverrinus (fishing cat), 1901 nucleotides. RefSeq names its product archaelysin family metallopeptidase 1 (gene AMZ1). Gene Ontology annotation, molecular function: metallopeptidase activity. The coding region runs from base 293 to 1774 and encodes 493 amino acids. The record is from RefSeq and is a predicted model, not a curated record. Gene Ontology annotation, biological process: proteolysis. NCBI's taxonomy places the organism in Eukaryota, Metazoa, Chordata, Mammalia, Carnivora, Felidae. The transcript is spliced from 7 exons.